AUGGACACCGCCGCCGCCUCAUGGCGCCUCCUCUCCCCGGCCUCCUCCUCCCUGCCUCCCUGCCCGCAGAAGCUACCCAAGCGGCAAGCGACCUUCGCGGCCUCGCCACUACAGGCGCAGCAGUCGGCCAGCUCCAGCGCCAAGUUCAGGCUCCUCUGCCUCCUCCAUGACAAGUCAGCGGCGCCGACGACGUCGGUGCAGCAGAGCUCGUCGCAGCUGCAGAGGCUGGCGGCGGUGUUGCAGUGCGGCGCCGUCUGGGCAGCUGUUGAGGCACCGGCGGCGCUGGCGACGGUGACCGGGGAGGAGGACCUCGACCUCCUAGGGAUCCUGCCGCCGAUCGCGGCGUUCGCCGUCUUCUACUUAUUCGUCGCCCCUCCGCUGCUCAUGAACUGGAUGAGGCUGAGGUGGUACAAGCGCGAAUUCGUGGAGACGUACCUGCAGUUCAUGUUCACCUACCUCUUCUUCCCAGGGUGA
Molecule: messenger RNA, 474 nt
Organism: Miscanthus lutarioriparius
Lineage: Eukaryota; Viridiplantae; Streptophyta; Magnoliopsida; Poales; Poaceae
Source: the annotation of a GenBank genome assembly